AUAAAAGUGGUGGUCUCUUAUUUAACAUAGUCGACAAGCCGGCAGUCGCUCAGUCGACCACCGACCGUAACAGAGUAUUCGUAUUUCUAAGUUAACAUAUCGUUGAAUCGGCAGAACUUGGAUCGGCCCUCGACACCAUCCAUUCACAGUGAAAAGUGACAGUUGCCACUUUCGUCAUGGCUUUCUUAAUUGUCACGCUGGGGCUCCUAUUGUCGUCGAAUUUGAUCGCAGCCGGUAGUGUCAGCUACGAUGCCACUAAAGCUCCUUCAGUAUGGACCAAAGAAGAUGAUGAUACGUGCGUUGGGAAAUUUCAAUCUCCGAUUGACAUAGAAGAGAACAAUGUUGACCUUGCGUCUUACCCGGACUUGGAAUUUUCCGGUCUUCAGAAACCCCAUAAAGCUCUCAUAAUGAACAAUGGCCAUACAGUGAUGAUCCACAGUAUCGAUCCUGAAUCUCCUGAGAUAUCUGGGGCGUCCCUCAACAGCACGUACGUGUUCGAACAAUUGCACUUCCACUGGGGAGACAAUGACAGUCUAGGAUCCGAGGAUCUGAUAAAUAAUCACUCGUACUCCAUGGAAAUGCACGCAGUAUUCUGGAAGAAGGUAUAUGGCACCUACGACGAAGCCAUAAAGCACGACGAUGGUCUCAGUGUACUUGGAUACUGGUACCAGGCCACGAAUGAGCCGAAUCCAUUGUUCGCAUUGAUCGUGCCGCAAAUAUUGGAAAUAAAAAAGGCUGGUAGCAAUGGGGCGUUAAGGGAUAGCAGUGUUCUAAGCAAAUUGAUCGCUCCUGAUCUUGCAUCAGCGCAAGAUUAUUUUACAUAUAAAGGAUCACUGACCACACCUCCUUGUCUGGAGAUCGUUCAGUGGAUCGACUUUGCGAAACCUCAACAUAUUUCCCACGAACAGCUGGCUGCAUUCCGUUCUAUUCAAUCCUUUAAUGGCGAAGAUGUAACGCAUAAUUUCCGCCCAGUACAACCCUUGGACGGUAGAACGGUUUAUCGUAAUGUCCGAAAUGCACAAACUACCGCAGCUCCAGCUCUUGCCAAGAAACCAGAAAUGAUGAAUCCUCCUGCACCUAAGAAAGUGAAUACUAAUACACUUGAAGAGGCUCCUGUAGAUAAUAAGAAAGAUAAUGGACAUUCUGGGGCAAGCAUGUGGACUAUGUCACCAUUUGCAGUGAUACUUGCAGCCACUCUUGUCUUACCAUAUCAAUAAUCGGCUCAAUGUACUGGAAACUCUAGUCGAUCACAUUGACUAUUCUGUAAUUUAAAGUAAUCGAUAAGAAUUCUAAAUAAGUAUUGAUAUAAUACAUUUUCUUGUGAAAAAGGUAUUAUUUAUCUUCUUCGGGGCAUCUGUAUUCAAAGGUUCUGUUAUCUAUGAUAUUUAUUUCUAAUCUAAAUAAGAAUGGAAAUAAAUAUUUUUAUUUUUGUGCUCGCGCAAUUACGCGUAUAUUACGAUUUAGUUCUAGGGAUAUAUUAAACAAUGUACAUAAAUACUUGAAGAAAUUUUACAUUGACUGAUUUUAAACAGUAGAUACAUAUAAUCUUUCUUCACAAUGUGACAGUCAAAACAAUAGAAAUAGAAAACAAAUGAUAAUUGAAUUUGAUUGCAUCUUAUUUGAUGAAUAAAGAUAUAGAAGUAUUUUAUAAGUUAUAAAGCCUACCAAAAAUUCUAGUAUGUAUUUAUUCAACAGUUCCUACCGCUGCCAUGAUAACAUACCUUAAUCUUAUGAUAAUAUACAUAUACUUUUGUCUUAUAGAUAAUAAGUUCUCUUCAUGAAUAUGUCUAUGAAAUAUAUUGUCCUGAAAUUUAUAGUAAUCUAGACGAUAAUAAAUAAAAUUAUUACUAAUAUAUUUUA
Molecule: messenger RNA, 1860 nt
Organism: Bombus pyrosoma
Lineage: Eukaryota; Metazoa; Arthropoda; Insecta; Hymenoptera; Apidae
Product: carbonic anhydrase 2-like
Exons: 7
Coding region: 177-1217 (346 amino acids)
Cellular component (GO): cytoplasm
Molecular function (GO): carbonate dehydratase activity; zinc ion binding
Source: RefSeq, a predicted model, not a curated record